This is a messenger RNA of Leucoraja erinaceus (little skate), 2512 nucleotides long. Its product is annotated as ankyrin-3-like. Gene Ontology annotation, biological process: negative regulation of cell population proliferation; regulation of cyclin-dependent protein serine/threonine kinase activity. The transcript has 2 exons. Gene Ontology annotation, molecular function: cyclin-dependent protein serine/threonine kinase inhibitor activity; protein kinase binding. The record is from RefSeq and is a predicted model, not a curated record. Lineage: Eukaryota; Metazoa; Chordata; Chondrichthyes; Rajiformes; Rajidae. Gene Ontology annotation, cellular component: nucleus. The coding region runs from base 142 to 1221 and encodes 359 amino acids.
UCCAGCUCCAGGCUCCGUGUUCAGGGCGGACAGACACUCCUUGCUCCGGCUCCAGGCUCUACGUUCAGGGCGGACAGACACUCCUUGCUCCAGCUCCGUGUUCAGGGCGGACAGACACUCCUUGCUCCAGCUCCAGGCUCUAUGUUCAGGGCGGACAGACGCUCCUUGCUCCAGCUCCAGCUCCGUGUUCAGGGCGGACAGACGCUCCUCGCUCCGGCUCCAGGCUCUAUGUUCAGGGCGGACAGACGCUCCUUGCUCCAACUCCAGGCUCUAUGUUCAGGGCGGACAGACACUCCUUGCUCCAGCUCCAUGUUCAGCUGUUCAGGGCGGACAGGGAUCUUUGGACAGGGGAGUCCCCGCGCCUGCGUCCGGGGGGUGGGGGGGGAAGUAACAAAAACACAUGACGUCAGGCGGCAUUGUUGCCAUUGGCGCCGGCGCCGCGCUCUGAUUGGUCCACGGCCGAGCCUCCGAACGCCGUGUAUCCAUUUCACGCGUUGCCAGGGGCGACGGCGGCCGCGCGGCGCGGGGAUUGGGCGGCGGGCUGUCACUCAGUCGCCCAGCGCUUCCGGGAAGGUUGGCCGAGCAGAGCCGAGGCUGCGGCUGCUCUUCUCUAUCCCCACUCUCUCUGUCUCUGUCUCUCUCUCUCUCCCCCCCCUCUCCUCACACCGGCACUCUCCGGCUCUGUGCAAGGGAGAGAGCGGGGGCAAAGCAAACAACAGCAUGUACGGCGCCAAAGAGCUAAGCAGUGCUGCGGUGCUAGGCAACUGGCGAGAGGUAAAACGUCUUCUAAACGAAGAGAAGGUGAAUGUCAAUGCGGUUAAUAAAUACGGACAUACCGCACUGCAGGUGAUGAUGAUGGGCUGCAGCUUUGUGGCUGAGGAGCUGCUGAAGAAUGGGGCGGACCCCAACAUCCAGGAUAAGAAUGGCUUCACCCCAGCGCACGAUGUGGCCCGUACGGGCUUCCUGGACACCAUGAUGGUCCUGGUUGAGUACGGCGCGAACAUGGACAUAAAGGACGCCUCGGGCUGUCUGCCGAUCCACCUCGCCGCCCAAGAGGGCCAUCUUGGCCUCGUUCAGUUCCUGGCUACGAAGUCGUGCUUCUGGCGCAAGAACUCCAGUGGGCACACCGCGCUGGACAUGGCGAGGGCUUCCGGUAGAACUGAGGUGGCGGAGUGGUUGGAGGAAUACUUGCAAGCAACGGGAACCCAGUUCCUGCACUGAUACACAGGUGGCUGCAACACUGACUAACAUCUCCUCACUUUAAAGGGCCUGUCCCACCUUCACCACCUAAUUCACAACCUUUUUUACUCGUGGACAUUUUUCAUCAGGCUAGAAAAAGGGCCCCGACCUACUUGAUGCCACGAGUACCCACGAUUAGCAUCACGACCUGGUACGACCUACCUACCUACGACCUCGUGACGACCAUGCUGCGAGUAUAAGUCAAGGGCAAACUCGGCAGAGGUCGUGAAUUAGGUUGUGAAAGUGGGACAGGCCCUUAACCUUGCCAAACCAUGCUUGUGGUUGACUACAUUUUUGUUUUUAAAUCGCCGAACUAGAGUAGAAGCUCCGACUCAAAAUAUUUGAUGGCCAUCUGACCCAAAAAAUAAUAUCCAAAUGGCUUAAAAAAAAAAAUAAUGUCAUAUUUUUUUUUUUUUUUUUUGCUAGUGUAAAUUUGAAAGGGAGUAAAUUUUAAAUUUAAAACUGACUUUGAACUCUGCUGCGCUUUUUGAACCGAGGCUUUUUGCACGUUGCCUCGGGAGCCCUGGGCUUUGCCGAGCUUCCCUGCAGGAGAGCUGGAAGCAGCUCAGCUCCCACAAACUUGGUCUUCGGGGGAAACAAGCACCUUUUGUCGGACUGUCCACAGAUGGAGACGCAGGGAUGUCCCUGGGCAGAACGCCGCUGGGAGCCACUCAGUCACUGCAUCUGGAGACCUGCACUGAACAACGAAAUCUCUUGGACAAUGAGUGGUGGGGAGAGAUGAGGGGGGGGUGGAAGGUGGGGGGUGAGCUGAAAUCCGCUGUUCCCCCCCCCCCCCCCCCCCCCCCCCCCCCCCCCGGUUCAGCCACAAUCACGGGCGCCUCAGGGAAAAUAGUGUCUCUAAAACAGGAAUAUCCCAUGUACGAGCUGGCGAUCGAAGUCUUCAUGCCUUAUCUUAACCAAUGUGUGUUUACAUUGAUUUAAAGUACUGUAAAAAAAAUAAUGAGUUGUGCUUUACAGAUUUUUCUAAGUUAGAAUGGUUUUGUUGUUAUUAUUUCCCCCCUUUUUUUGUUCUUUUAACGGAAACAGCAGUUAAUGUAGCAAUUAUCUUUUAAGUCCUGGGUGUUUUAAUGAUUCAUAAGGUGUGUGUGUGUGUGUUCAUUUAUACUGUUUAAUUUGAAAAUUAAUUUCCCAUUGUACAAAGGCAAAGCUAUAAAUGCCCCUUUUUAAUAAUGUUUAAAAAAGGGGAUGCUUAUGUCCCUGUCCCACUUAGGAAACCUGAACGGAAACCUCUGGAGACUUUGCGCCCCACCCA